AUGCAACUCUGCUAUAGUUGCCAGCAUGCAUUUCCAGUCUCCACACUUUCUCCUUGCGUCUUUAGUGACAUAAUCUCCCACCGCUUCGAGGAAGUGCACAGAAUCGUGAGUGAGAUGGAGAAGAGAACUCCAGAGGAAAACCACAAGGUUGUAAGACUGCAGGCUGCACUACGUGAGCUUUGCUCAGCAGUAGACCAAGAGAUAGGCGCCCUGAAGGAGUGUAAGGCGAAUCUCGAAGCUGCAAGGCAGCGAGAUCGACAAGAACGUGAGUUGGGUACGCAAUCCUGUCCAGUAACUGCACAUGGAAAUAAUACUACUAUGAAUACGCAAACUGCAAUACAUAGUCCUACUCGGCCUAGUCAUACUAGUUUCAGUCCCAGAGCGACUUUCAAUGGAACAGUACCGGUAUAUAAACUACGCAGGAUGAACUCUGCGUUAGAACUGGUGUCUGCCAGCAUAUAUUCCGUUUUAGAAAGUUUGGCAAUUCGUACUAGAGCAGCUGUUGCAUUGUUAUGGUUGCCACCACCAGGCGUUGUAUCUACUGAACUUGUGGCACCCUUUGUGGUAGGAAGAGAUAUAUCCAAACUCCGUAACUCUGCCCCAUACCGUGUAUCUGAGACAUCCGUCCCAUGUGCUGUAAGUGAGACAGGAAUUGCAGUAAACCUUAAACCAAAACUAGGGAUGAAUGAACCUAGAUUAUCAGAAAAUGCCCCAUUAAUGGAUUUAAUUGAUUCAUCUAAUGCUGCACAACUUCUUGUUCCAGUAUACACACGAUACGGAGAAGUUCAACGAUCGGUCCUUGGUGUGGUACAUCUUAUUGGGACCCCAAUGUUUCCAUCUCCUUUUAAUGCCCGAAAUGAAGAAAUGGCAGUACAGACUGCUUCAACACUCUCUAUUAUAUUAUCUUCUUAUCAUGAGACAAUGGGUGGAGAGUGGGCAAAUCGCAUUUAUGACCCAUCACUUUUAAUCAGUGCUUCUGCCUAUCAAAGUACUCUUGAUAUGCGAAGUAGUCAAAAGGCGUUGGAUGACUUUGCUCCACCAUCGACCCUUAUAUUCCGCUGUGUUAAUGAGCGAAAGGAGGACGAAGAUGCCCGUGAGGUGAUAAAAGCGCUACGACAUGCCAUGGUAAAGCGUGCAACUCCCAAAAAAGCAGUCUGGUCUAUCAAAGAUUUACAUCGAUUUGCUACAAACAUGGAAAAUAACUGGGUAACUGCUCUAAAGAGUAAUAGUGAAAUGGAGAGACGAAUGGCUACCCUAGAAGAAAAAGCUCUGCGUGUUGAAUUAGAAAAGGGUCGACCAGCUACAGUAUCCUCUUUAGGACAGGCUUCCAACUGCUUUUCUGAAUCUCACGCUCAGCAACUACCAUCUGCUGGGUGUUCUAGUCCAUUAUCUGGUACUUUGCCCUCAGUGGUUGACAGGAAAGCUGUUUUGAAAGCAGAACAAAUUGAGGAAAUUGAGAUCACUGCCUUGCGACGUUUACAUAGCAUGGGAGUUGACACGACACCCUUUCUGACACAAAGGGAAGUUGAUAAUGUAUGA
Molecule: messenger RNA, 1539 nt
Organism: Trypanosoma theileri
Lineage: Eukaryota; Euglenozoa; Kinetoplastea; Trypanosomatida; Trypanosomatidae
Exons: 1
Coding region: 1-1539 (512 amino acids)
Source: RefSeq, a predicted model, not a curated record